Dissoconium aciculare CBS 342.82 is the source of this 954-nucleotide messenger RNA. RefSeq lists its product as uncharacterized. The coding region runs from base 1 to 954 and encodes 317 amino acids. The transcript has a single exon. Gene Ontology annotation, biological process: transcription elongation by RNA polymerase II. The record is from RefSeq and is a predicted model, not a curated record. NCBI's taxonomy places the organism in Eukaryota, Fungi, Ascomycota, Dothideomycetes, Mycosphaerellales, Dissoconiaceae. Gene Ontology annotation, cellular component: elongin complex; nucleus.
AUGGCGCCAGCGUCACUUCUAGACAUGGCCACAAGGACGGCCAUUUACCAUCGUGCCAGUAUCUUCGAUGUUGCUGAUAUGUCAUAUCAACUUGCGAAGCCUAUUCUGAGAAGACUGGACGAUCCCGAGCAACUGCAUGAAGUUGAGCUUAAUUGUCCUCAGAUAGCGACAGAAGAUGAAGAACUCUGGAUCGCAUUCAUCGACCGCGAGGCACCGGACUGGCGACAGAAAUAUCCCGUGAAGCCAACUACAGCAAUAAAUUAUAGAAUAUUCCGAAAAAUCUCCAACCUGAGGAAAAAGGACGAGCAUGCAGCAGAGGAGGCAUUACGGCAGCAGUUCCAAGCACUGGAUCAAAAGAAGAAAAUGAACGAGACGCAAAUCACAGCAAGGCCAUUGCCAACCCCUAUUGAAUAUGCCAACGGCAGAAAAGUCGGCUUCGGCUCCUCGAAGAGACCCACUUACAGCAGAUCGGUUCCACGUCCUGGUCUCGCGAAUAACGGAAUAGCUGCGAUUCGCAGGAAAGCAGCGGAAGCAGCCCACGCUCGGCGAAUACAGCAAGCAGUACGCAAACCUUCGGAUGCGGAAGUUCUUCGUAACGCCAAAGCACAGAUCAGGCAUGCGCCGUCGAGCAUGGUGGUUGACUUAUUGCCUCAAACAUCACGGGCUCAAUAUUUACAGAAAGCACCGCUACCUACGCCGCCUAAUCUCGCGGGUCCCGCACCUCGUCACUUUGCAAUCCGGAAGAAGCCAGAGCAGCAGAUGCUUGAUCAGGCAAAUCGUAUCAUAGACGAAGAUCGCCGUCGAAAGGGUAUUCCCGGUCUCAAGACGGCCCCAGAAUCCGAAAAUGGUGCUGUCUCGCCUGGCAAAGAGGCGCCCCGACCUGCGCCUACGCUGACGCCACGCAAGAGGGUGCCUCCAUCUAUCUUCGCACCCACCAAACGGCGAAAGCUCUGA